Nematostella vectensis (starlet sea anemone) is the source of this 1406-nucleotide messenger RNA. RefSeq names its product transmembrane protein with metallophosphoesterase domain. Bases 41 to 1297 code for a protein of 418 amino acids. The transcript is spliced from 3 exons. The record is from RefSeq and is a predicted model, not a curated record. Gene Ontology annotation, molecular function: hydrolase activity. NCBI's taxonomy places the organism in Eukaryota, Metazoa, Cnidaria, Anthozoa, Actiniaria, Edwardsiidae.
GCUACUCAAUUUGAGCCUGGUCACUACCAGAUGCUCCAAGAUGGCGAACGAUGGAGGUUUCUCUUUCACGUUUUUUUUACCAGUCGCUUUGCCCGCUUUAGGGAUUCUAGCAACAAUGGCUUCUCCUCUUAGCAAUGAGAGCAAGCGCGUUGCAAUAAGGCUGCAAGUGCUUCUUGCUGCUUUUGGGGCAUUCUUUUUGCUCUCACGUUUUGUGUGGGUUCGACUGACCCAGGUCAUUACUAGCCGAGUACCUAAGAUCUUUCUCUUUGUCACUCUACUGUUAGGGAAUUUUAGCUUCUUUAUAGGACGUGUUUUCAUAGGGCCUGAACCCUACCUGAUAACCAAACUGUCUUACAUAUGCCUCGGGUUGAUGAUUUUAUUGUUUUGUAACCUAAUGUUUUCGAGUUUUCUCUCGAUUCUGUUAUCAUUUCUUGGUGCCCGGGUCAAUACCGGGUGCAAAAAGAUGUUGGUGUUUAUUUCCUUGGGCAUCUCCCUAGCCAUGUGUUUAGCAGGGUUACUAACGGCAUUAGGAGAACCGCAUUUGGAAUUCGUCACCAUACCUCUUAGAGGCUUGCCAUUAUCUCUUAACGAAACAAGAAUAGCCCAAAUUUCUGACAUUCACCUUGGUCCUACAGUGGGCAAAUCUCAAUUAGAUAAGAUCGUUAAUAAGGUAGUGGAGGCAGAGGUGGACAUUGUGGUCAUUACAGGGGAUCUUAUUGACUCAGGCGAACCAAGCCUAAAACUGGCUGCUUCACCUCUAAGUAGGAUCCGUGCCAGAUUUGGGCAGUACUUUGUGACAGGGAAUCACGAGUAUCUUGCUGGCAAUGUUGACAAGUGGUUUUCUGUGUUACGCACCCUUGGCAUCUCACCUCUUCAUAACAGCCGUGUGGAAAUCCACCCUCCAGAUCACCCCACUGACAAGCUGUACUUGGCUGGUGUGGAUGACAUACAAGCUAACAUGUUAGGGUAUAAAGACCAUGGUAUGCGACUAUCUGCAGCCCUGGAUGGAAGGGAUCCUCACCAUACUACCACCAUCCUCCUUGCACACCAGCCACAAGCGGCACUACAAGCCAUCCAGCAGUACCCAGAUAUUGACUUAGUGUUAUCUGGACACACCCAUGGAGGGCAGUUCUUUCCUCUUCACAUCCCCAUCUAUCUGUGGAAUCCUUUCUUCUCUGGCUUGUAUCGAUAUACGGACACAUGGAUUUAUGUUAAUCCUGGAACAAUGUAUUGGGGCAUUCCCUUUAGAAUUGGAUCAACACCUGAAAUUACCGUUUUCACAAUCAUUGCCCUCUAGUUGAUUUUUUGCACAAAUUUUAUUUAUUGAUCUCUGUACAAUAUAAAACAGGUUUUAUCGAAUAUUUAUUGAAAUAUUUGCAUUCAAAUAAACUUAAGCAACCAGCUGC